AUGGAGUAUAUAUUAUCCAAGAAAUUAAGUCAUGUGGAUUGUUUGUCUAGACUGAUUUCGAAAAAUGUGGAGUCAUUGGAAGACACUGUGAUUGCCGUUUUGCGAGCGGAAAAUGAAAUUAAGAAUGUUUUGUGUAAUGUCAUUCGUGAACUGCCAGUUACUUUACAAGACAUAAUAUUAAAAUUGGUAAAUGAUAGAUUCAUUAUAAAAAUGAAAGAAAUAUUCAAAGCUAAAAGAGAUAAAGAUAUGCGUAGCACAAAUGCGAACUAUUUCUCACACUGUGACAAUGUGUUGAUGUAUGCACAAAAAGUGGUAGUACCAGCCACACUACAAAAGCGAUUAUUAAAAGAAUUUCAUAUUGGUCAACGAGGGAUUUCGAAAAUGAGAUCGUUAAUGAGAGGUUAUGUGUAUUGGUCAACAAUGGACCGUGCAUUAAAGAAUCAGGGAAAGCAUGCAGAGGGUGUGCCUCAGUUGAAAUAUCACCUACCACUAAAUGGCAACCGUGGCUCAAAACAGAUGUUCCAUGGGCCAAACUGCAUGUUCAUUGUCAAAAGGCGUUCAUAUUACCUUGUUGUGGUGAACAGAUUUUCAAAAUGGCCUGAAGUAUAUAAAUGUAAAAAGCCGACAUCUGUGGUUACAACAAGCUUUUUACAUGAAUUGUUCACCAGGUAUGGUAUUCCGAAUACCAUUGUAUCUGAUAACGGUACUCAAUUUACGUCAGACGAGUUCAUAAAAUUUUGUAAAAUGUUAGCCAUUCUGGCAUAUCAUCCUUGGUCAAAUGGACAAGCAGACCUUUUUGAUGACACUUUCAAAUGGGCAUUAAAAAGAAGCGAACAAUAA
Messenger RNA from Octopus bimaculoides (California two-spot octopus), 840 nucleotides. RefSeq lists its product as uncharacterized. The record is from RefSeq and is a predicted model, not a curated record. Lineage: Eukaryota; Metazoa; Mollusca; Cephalopoda; Octopoda; Octopodidae.